Vidua chalybeata is the source of this 1076-nucleotide messenger RNA. RefSeq names its product claw keratin-like. The record is from RefSeq and is a predicted model, not a curated record. Bases 344 to 727 code for a protein of 127 amino acids. NCBI's taxonomy places the organism in Eukaryota, Metazoa, Chordata, Aves, Passeriformes, Viduidae. The transcript is spliced from 2 exons. Gene Ontology annotation, cellular component: intermediate filament. Gene Ontology annotation, molecular function: structural constituent of cytoskeleton.
CCCUGGGGCUCCAGCGGCCCUCGGGCAGUGUCCCACGGCCAGGGGGCUGGCGGUGGGGCCCGGGGCUCCUGUGGGGCUGCCGAGAGGAGCCCGCAGCGGGCAGGGGCCGGGCAGGGAGCGGGAGAGGCCCCGUGCCAGGGGCCGGGCAGGGUCUGGCUCGGGGGGACUCUGCUGCGGGGCUGGGCUGGCCAAGGACGGGCAGGAGGAGCCGGGCAGCUGCCGGGGCUUCUCCUCCGCCGUCGCUGAGCGGGGCUGGCGGAACCCCAGAGGAAAGCGGCCCGGGCUGGGCAGCGGGUGCGGAGCACAGAGCAGCCGAGAGCCGCUUUGCCAGCCGAGCCGAAGGAUGUCCUGCUCCAGCCUGUGUGUCCCCAGCUGCGGGGUGGCCACCCCGGCCCCUCUGGCUGACACCUGCAACGAGCCCUGCGUGCGGCAGUGCCCCGACUCCACGGUGGUCAUCCAGCCCCCGGCCUCGGUGGUCACCUUCCCCGGGCCCAUCCUCAGCUCCUUCCCGCAGCAGAGCGCCGUGGGCUCGGCCGGAGCUCCCUACGUGGGAGCUGGCUCCGGGGGCGCCUUUGGAAGCCGUGGAGGCUACGGGGCCUUUGGGGGCCUUGGGGGCUUUGGGGGCUAUGGAGGUUUUGGGGGUUAUGGCAGCUUUGGCGGUUUUGGGGGCUCUGGGAUCUGUGGCCGCGGGUCCAAGUCCUUCGGGGGCUCCUGUGGGCCCUGCUAAGCCCCAAAUCCCAGCGGAGUUCAGCGCUGCCCCUGCUCAGGGCCGGCCCAGCAGCCCCGGGAGCUGCAGGGUCCCCGUCACUGCCAGGUGACCCUGCAGAGCCUCGGCUGGCACCUUUGGGGCUCCCAGGACUGCCUCCAAAAGCUGCCCCCUCUCUGCCACACCAGCCCUCUGUGCCCAGCCUGGGCUGAGGCUCUGCCCUGCUCCGCCCUGCUCCGAGCCCCGAACUUGCCCUGGGAAGGGGCAAUCUCUGGGCUGGAGCCCUGGGCUGGGCCUCGCUGCUGCCUUGGGGUUUUCAUGUUUCCAAUGCCUUGCUGCUGGUUUGUCUCUCGCUGACACCGCCUGUGGC